This is a messenger RNA of Chrysemys picta bellii (western painted turtle), 777 nucleotides long. Its product is annotated as mast cell protease 3-like. The record is from RefSeq and is a predicted model, not a curated record. Gene Ontology annotation, biological process: proteolysis. Lineage: Eukaryota; Metazoa; Chordata; Testudines; Emydidae. Gene Ontology annotation, molecular function: serine-type endopeptidase activity. Gene Ontology annotation, cellular component: cytoplasm; intracellular membrane-bounded organelle.
AUGCUGCUGCUGCUCCUGUUUCCCAUGGUCUUUCCCCUGCCCCCCGGGGCUCAGGCUGGGGAGAUCAUUGGAGGACAGGAAGCCCGGCCUCACUCCAGACCCUACAUGGCUUUUGUGAAAAUACACAAAGAAGGAAAGGGAGGAAACAUGUGUGGAGGUUUCCUGAUCCGGGAGGACGUGGUGGUGACGGCAGCUCAUUGUAACUGCAACCUUGGCAACAUCUCUGUGCUCCUGGGAGCUCACAACUUUGCAAUAGAUGAACUGGGAAGGCAGAAGAUUUGGGUACAUCGCCGAAUCCCCCACCCUGAAUUCAAUGAUGAGACGUUUGAAAAUGACAUCAUGCUGCUGCAGCUGACGAACAAGGCCAAGCUGACCCGGACUGUGGGCACCAUCCCCCUGUCCCAGAAGAAGGUGAAGCGGGGGGCAGUGUGCAGCGUGGCUGGCUGGGGCCAGACCAGUAUCAGAACAAACGACAAGCCCUCUCCAACCCUGCAGGAGGUGGAACUGACGGUCAUGGGCAAGAGAAUGUGUCUGUCUCGGCCCUAUCUGCACUAUGUCCCGUCCAGGAUGCUGUGCGUGGGGAAACCCCAGGAGAGGAAGUCACCAUUCCUGGGCGACUCUGGGGGGCCCCUGGUCUGUGAUGGCAAUGCCCAGGGCAUUGUCUCCCAUGGCAGCGGUGACGGGUCAACUCCCAGUGUGUUUACCAGGCUCUCCAAAUACGUGUGCUGGAUCAAGAAAACUCUGCGCAAGCGGAAGCCUUAGAGGGGAGCAUCCAUC